AUGGCCGACCAAAGCGCCUCUAUGAGUGUGGAGGAGAUCCAGGAGGAGUUAACCGUGCAAAAGGUCGUGCUCGAUUCCCUUGCUGAUGCCGACUACGACGGAGUGGAGGAAAUGCGACAAGAUGCCCAUGAGGAGAUAAAUCGCCUUAAAAAGCUACUUCGGGACUUGAGACAGAAAAAAAAUUCUAAUAUAACCGGUGAAGCUCUUCAAAGUACAGCUGCGCCAGAAAAUUCCAGUCUAUCUUCCAGUCCAGGCGGUCAACAACGAGAUACAGCCUCUGUCAUGAAUUCUUCUGCGGGCUAUGGCUCCUUCACCUUGCCGAGCCGGAAGAGGGGCGCCGACUCAGCUCGUCUAUCUACCCAUGAGAAUCAAGCAAAAGCUCGCCGGCUCUCGCCUCCUCGGUACGAGAACUUGGCCUUGCAUGUACUGACCAACAAUGGCCCAGAUCCUCGAUUUCUUGACUUCGUUGACCUUACUGGGGAUGAUGAUGAUGAUGAUGUUAUCGCAGAACAGGUCAAGGCCGAGCAGAGGCAAAAACAAGAACAGACAGACCGACAGUUCGCAGAAUUUCUUUUUGGCGAAGACUCUUCUGAUCAGAUGGCAAUACAGCCUCCUCAGAACGAUGCCUUCACGCGGUUAAUGAGCAGCCAGCCUCCCCUCGGCCCCCCAAUCGCCGAUGAAGAGAUCCCAUUUCGCAUGCCCGGUUAUUACGAUACGCUCUGGGAUGAUCCAGCCGGAGCUGGUCCUGCUUUCAUGAUGCCCCAAGGACCAUCAGACCUCCAAUUCCCAACUAUGCCAACUUAUCCAAACCCUCGCGCUGAGGAAGAGAAUGAUUUGAUCUUUGCAGGUUCUGUUGCUCACCCUCCUCGCCCUACAGGUCGCGCGGAGCAACUAUUCCCUGGCAUGGGUAUGGGCUAUCCAGAUUUGACUAGACGUGAUAUUCAUCAGCCGCCUCACCUGGCUGAUAUGUCCGGCUUUUCAUAUAGGCCUCCCGCUUCAUUUGCGCCAGGUUCUUUUGCAACUCCGUCGUCUUUGGACGAGGUUAUUGGGCGGACAAAUAGAUUUGAUCUUGCCAAUGGAGUAGACGGCGGUGGCAACCCAUUGCCUCCCCGUCUUAGAAAAUGGAUGGAUGAAAAUGAUUACGAUCCCAAUGUCGAUUCUCAAGGACCUGAAUUGGACGCAAAGGAGCUUGAGAAUCUCCUUUCAAACAUAUCUUCCGACAUGGAUUUACCAAAGGCAGGCCUAGGGGAAGCCCCGGCUGGCUUAAAGAGACCACUGUACCCUCACCAGGAUAUUGCCCUUGCCUGGAUGAAGAAGAUGGAAUCGGGCACAAACAAGGGCGGUAUUCUCGCAGACGACAUGGGUUUGGGAAAGACUAUUUCUACACUCGCGCUUCUUCUGGCUCGCCCAGCGACGACUCGACCCAAGACAAACUUGAUUGUCGCUCCUGUCGCUCUCAUUCGUCAGUGGGAGGAGGAGAUCGCCACCAAGACCAAAUCAUCUCACCGACUAUCGGUAUAUGUGCAUCACGGUAAACGGACUCCGAUAGACGAGCUGCUCACAUACGAUGUGGUCUUGACCACAUAUGGCUCACUCUCACACGAACUCAAACGCUAUGAGAAGUUUAGAAACGAAAAUCCCGAAGAGGAUCAAAUCGACUGGAAUCACGGAUCUCCUAGCCUCAGUUUCCCACUCCUACAUCCCAAGGCUAAAUUUUACCGCGUGAUCCUGGAUGAAGCCCAGUGUAUCAAGAACGACAAGACACAAGGUGCUAAGGCAUGUACCCAACUCAAGUCGACUCACCGAUGGUGUCUCACCGGAACACCUAUGAUGAAUGGUGUCUUGGAACUUUACUCCCUAGUCAAGUUUCUCAAAGUCAGGCCUUACUGCAAGUGGGACGACUUCCGUCAGUCCUUCGGUCGACUAUUCGGCCGAAAAGGUGACACAAAAAGCACCGCGAUGAGGAAGUUACAGGUUUUCCUCAAAGCUAUCAUGCUUCGCCGCAAGAAAAACUCGUUACUCGAUGGCAAACCCAUCCUCAGGCUGCCAGAGAAGACAGAGGAUGUCAUUUAUGCUACGUUCUCUCCUGAAGAGCUCGACUUCUACAAGCAAUUGGAAAAGAACGCCCAAGUGUUGGUCAAUAAGUAUAUUCGCGAGAAGUCCGUCAGUAAGAACUACUCCAACAUUCUUGUCCUCUUGCUCCGCCUUCGCCAAGCUUGUUGCCAUCCACAUCUAAACCUCGAUGUAGAUGAUGCACCAUCUGCAGUCUCUGACGAGAAGAGAAAGACUGUCGAAGAUCUCAAUGAGGCCAUCGUCGAAAGGAUCAAGGGUAUUGAAUCUUUCGAAUGCCCUAUCUGCUACGAUGCCGUUCAAUGUCCCAGCUUCUUUGUUCCUUGUGGGCAUGAUAGCUGCGGCGAGUGUCUUGUCCGCAUUGUUGACGGUGCUACUGCAAACAACAUACUGGAAGGGUCCGAAAGCAGCCGGGUUAGGUGCCCUGUCUGUCGUGGCCACUUUGAUCCUACUAAAUGCUUUUCAUACGAUGUCUUCAGACAGGUCCAUAUGCCUGAAACCAUCGAGCAAGGAUCCGUCAAAGACGAAGACGUUGGCGAAAUUGAUACGAGUGAAGACUCGGAGAGUGGCUCAGACUACGAGUCUGAUGAUGAGAUUGACAAGAAAGGCAAUGUCAAGGAUUUUAUCGUUAACGACGAUCUUUCUGACGACGAAGCACCAACCGGAAAGAAGCGCAAAGCAAAGGCGAAAGGGAAGGGCAAAGAGAAAGCACUGGACGUGAAACCCUCGAUGCUUAAGACUCUGCGCAAAGAGGCUUCUAGGAACCACGACGCGUAUACGAAGUACGUGAGGUACUUGCAUAAGACCUGGGAGCCUUCUUCUAAAGUGACAGAAUGCCUGAACCUCGUCAAGAAAAUCGAGGAAACCGGAGAGAAGACCAUCAUAUUCUCUCAAUGGACUCUGUUACUCGAUCUUUUGCAGGUGGCCAUGAAGCGCGAGAACAUGGCCAAACCUGAACGUUACGACGGGUCCAUGUCGGCAACCCAACGCAACAUUGCGGCUCACAAUUUCCGUGACGGUAAAGAUGUCCGAGUUAUGUUGGUAUCUCUCAAGGCUGGCAACGCAGGCCUCAACCUUACUGCUGCUUCUCGGGUCAUCAUUAUGGACCCUUUUUGGAACCCUUACAUCGAGAUGCAAGCAGUCGAUCGCGCAUAUCGUAUCGGUCAGCAGAAGCCAGUCAAGGUGUACCGCAUAUUGACAAUUGAGACGGUCGAAGAUCGCAUUGUCGAUCUGCAGGACAAGAAGAAAGAAAUGGUCGAAGCGGCCCUCGACGAGAAACAAGGUGCCUACAUUGGACGACUGAGUGAAAACGACAUCAAGAAUCUUUUCGGCAUUCCCACUUAG
Molecule: messenger RNA, 3414 nt
Organism: Fusarium pseudograminearum CS3096
Lineage: Eukaryota; Fungi; Ascomycota; Sordariomycetes; Hypocreales; Nectriaceae
Exons: 6
Coding region: 1-3414 (1137 amino acids)
Cellular component (GO): cytoplasm
Molecular function (GO): ATP-dependent chromatin remodeler activity; ATP binding; metal ion binding
Source: RefSeq, a predicted model, not a curated record